Molecule: messenger RNA, 1073 nt
Organism: Vicugna pacos (alpaca)
Lineage: Eukaryota; Metazoa; Chordata; Mammalia; Artiodactyla; Camelidae
Source: RefSeq, a predicted model, not a curated record
AUGCGAGGCUGGACUAACAGGGCUCUACUUCCCUCCCUCCACCACGCCCUGCCCUGCGUCCCGAGGACCCAGCAGGUUGCUGAGCCUUCACCACCAUCUGACAACAACGAGACUGAACAAGGCUGUGAGCAGAAAAAAGAUGCAAACAGUGGUUUACAGGAGGCAGUUGUAUAUGUGGGACCAGAGCUCUGGGCUAGAGACACCAGUUUGAAACUCAUCAACAGCUUACAGACUCAGAAGGCAGGGAGUGGAGAAGGUGGGAACGAAAGGUCAAAUGCAAGGGCCCUUCCUCCUGCACUCCCUGACGACCACGAAGUUCUUCUGAUGGCAGAAUUUGCAGGGACAUUUUUGUCCGCUCACUCAUCCGCGCAGAAGGAAGACCAUGCUCCCUAUUUGGUAUACCUCAAGUCCCACUUCAACCCCUGUGUGGGUGUCCUCAUCAAAAGCAGCUGGGUGCUGGCCCCUGCUCACUGCUACUUACCAAAUCUGAAAGUGAUGCUAGGAAAUUUCAGGACCAGAGUCAGAGAUGGGACAGAGCAGAUACUGAACCCGAUCCAGAUUAUCCGCUACUGGAACUACAGUCAUAGUUCCCCCCAGGAUGACCUCAUGCUCAUUAAGCUGGCUAAGCCCGCCAACCUCAACCACAAAGUCCAGCUCCUUCCCCUCGCCACAAAGGCCGUCAAGCCAGGCACCAUCUGUCUGAUUUCAGGUUUGGACUGGAGCCAAGAUAACAUCGGCAGACACCCUGAUUUAAGGCAGAACCUGGAGGCCCCCGUGAUGUCUGAUGCAGAAUGCCAGGAGGUGGAACAGGGCAGAAGCCACAGGAACUCCUUAUGUGUUAAAUUUGUGAAAGUGCUCAAUCGACUUUUUGGGGAGGUGGCCGUUGCUACUGUCAUCUGCAAAGACAAGCUCCAGGGGAUCGAGGUCGGACACUUCAUGGGAGGAGAUGUGGGCAUCUACACCGACGUUCACAAGUAUAUACCCUGGAUUGAGAAAAUCGCUAAAGACAAAUGAGACCAUGCUGUUCCCUCUGCAUCCCCCUGACUCUGCCAUUGGUGAUACAAACCACAAUU